GAUAAAGUACAAACUAUCAAAUGUCUGUCACUCCAAAAUCACCAGAUUGAUAAAUUUAAUUUCACAUAUUUUAUCAAAUAACUGUCAAUGAGCAGCAACUCUCCUUUAAGCACGACGAUUUCGGAAGCUGUUGAUGUAGCAGAGUAUAUUUCAAUAAUUUGGGGCGUUUUAGUUGACGCAUUUCUCUCUUUUCGACUGGAACAAUACGAUGUUCAGAGUAAGUUGUUAGUUUUCCUAACAGUCUGGCUGAUUUUCAACCUGCUUCUGAUCACUAUUGCCUGGAGACAUUACGGACAGAAGAUCUUUGAGAAACUUCAUCGUUAGAAGAUUUAGUUUACUGUAACAGAUCAUGUCAGCUAUAAAGAAAUUUUUCCAAAAGAAGAAGUUAGAUGUCAAGUUUAAGAAGGCUGGGGAGGGACAUAAACUGACAGAUGAUACCAGAUCUGCCCCCUCUACAUCCCGGCCCCAGUCCGUUCAGACCCCAAGGUCAGGGCCAUCUGAGGAGGCAGCCCGGGCAGCGGAGGCGGCCUUGAUGAGGACAACUAAAAACCAAACCAAAUCAGACCCAAAUUACAUUGCUAAAGCCAGAAUGAAGAGGGAGAUGGAGGAGGAGAAGAAAGCUGCUGAGCAAGCGAUGAAGCAAGCUAGCCAGUACAGAGAGGAACCAAAGGAAAUUGUCAAGGACUCAGCCCCUGUUCUCAGCUGUAUACUCUACACCUGUCCUGAUAUAGGACCUGCAGUGUUGCCAAAAGAGGAGAUGAAUAAAUACAUCCAUGAAUUUUUACUGUCUCAGCUAGCAGAGGAGCCAGCUAUGGCAUCAGCCCUAAUGAUCCAAACAUUAAACAAGGACAAAGAGAAAGUGAAAGUAUGUGUAGAAACUCUGACAAAGUAUCUUGACAAUCUCAUUAAUAACCCAUCCGAAGAAAAGUUCCGCAAGAUAAGACUGUCCAACAAAGCCUUCAUAGAGAGAGUGAAAAAUCUGGCUGGAACAGAUGAAUUCUUACAAGCUGUUGGCUUUACAAUAAGGAAACUGCCAUUUGAGGAUGGAGAGACUGAUUUUUAUGUGAUAGAUGAGGAGGUAGCAAAAGACUCUAGUCGUCUCGAAAACUUAAAGGAAAUUCUUCUGACAGCCGAGCCGAUCAAGCCACAACUUGAUAGGAAUUUAAAGGUCUACCAUCCGUCACCUUCAGCAAGCAGAUUUAACAUUCCUGAUGAGUUUUACAACAUUUCCCCAGCUGAGCUCAAGCGAGAACAACAAGCACGCCAGGAAGCGACAGAAAAACUAGGAAUGUUGCGUACGAAGGCAAUGCGGGAAAGGGAUGAGAGAAGAGAACUCACCAAGUAUCGCUUUGUCCUAAUCAGAGUCCGUUUUCAUGAUGUGCUUUUGGAGGGCACUUUUAAAGCUAAUGAACCCUUUUCCUGUUUAGUGGAUUUUGUGAGAGAGAACUUAGAACAUGACUGGAUUCCAUUUCACUUGAGUUCGUCAGGUGGUCAAAAACUGACAGACCACUCUUUGACAUUUGCGGAGUUGGGCCUGGCCCCCGCCGCCGUGGUUAACUUCUCCUGGGACAAGGAGGUCAUGGAAGAGGUCAAAGCCCAGCAGGGGGACAAGGGAAGCAACUCAUCAUUAAAACAAGAGCUUAUGGCAAGAAUUCAAGACUUGUGAUGUUUCAGAACGUAUACAAAUUAUGUACCCAAGUAGAAGAAGCAUUUAUUUCGGAGAAUAAAAGUAGUUUUUUUUAUCAUGUUUAUACUGUCGAAAAUUUGAGAAGGAUUGAAACUUUGCUUGGAUUUGUAUUUUAACACUUGAAAGUGUUUUAAUUAAUACAUAUUAUAAGAACAUUUCUGUAAUAGUUAAAUGAUAUAAUUGGUUCAUUUCUUGUACAUAUAGCUCUGGAAAGCUGAUAAUCUUUGAAAAACUUCCUUUUGCAUGUUAUUACUGGUCACUUUUUUUUUUUUUUUUGAACAUGGAAGUCUCAACUAAAGUAUAUAAGCUAGUCAGAUGUGAUGUUUAAAUACAUGUAUAUUUAAUUCAUUGAAGCAUAAUAUUGCAGCAAUUCAUAACCAUGUAAAAGAGAAUUAUUAUGAAGAACACAGAUAAUAAAGUAAUCAGUGCUUGAUCCUUAUUAAACUUUAUUAAAAUGAUUGAUUAUCCCUGAAAUGCAUGCACCAUUAAGACAAAAUUGUUCAUUAUUUUUUUCUUUAAUUUCUGUAAAGUGAUAGUGAUAGAAUUUCUUUUACGGUUUAGAAGAUAUAAAUUUCAAACAUGGUGAUUCUUAGUAGGUCUGUACUUGUUUAUGAAUAAAUUUUGUUAA
Saccostrea cuccullata (small rock oyster) is the source of this 2315-nucleotide messenger RNA. Its product is annotated as UBX domain-containing protein 6-like. Gene Ontology annotation, cellular component: cytoplasm. The record is from RefSeq and is a predicted model, not a curated record. The coding region runs from base 350 to 1666 and encodes 438 amino acids. NCBI's taxonomy places the organism in Eukaryota, Metazoa, Mollusca, Bivalvia, Ostreida, Ostreidae. The transcript is spliced from 4 exons.